Doryrhamphus excisus (bluestripe pipefish) is the source of this 2638-nucleotide messenger RNA. RefSeq names its product nudix (nucleoside diphosphate linked moiety X)-type motif 2 (gene nudt2). Lineage: Eukaryota; Metazoa; Chordata; Actinopteri; Syngnathiformes; Syngnathidae. The record is from RefSeq and is a predicted model, not a curated record. Gene Ontology annotation, molecular function: bis(5'-nucleosyl)-tetraphosphatase (asymmetrical) activity. Gene Ontology annotation, biological process: AMP biosynthetic process; ATP biosynthetic process.
UUUACACAUAGGAACCAUAUUCGUUUGUACUCAGUUUAGCCCGGACCAACUUCAUGAUGCAACGGUGCUCGGUGUCUUCACGCCGAUGAGAAACAAACUAAUAAACGAAAAUAACUAACAAACAAGGAAACAAACGUUUGUUAAACCAUGGCGCUCCGUGCCUGUGGGUUCAUCGUAUUUCGGCGUCUUGCAAACUGUGUUCCUCCACAAGACAACAUUGAGUACCUCCUCUUGCAGACCUCCUAUGGGCAGCACCACUGGACCCCACCUAAAGGCCACGUGGACCCAGGUGAGGAUGACCUCACCACAGCUCUUCGGGAGACCAAGGAGGAGGCAGGGCUUGACGCACAGGACCUUCAGGUGGUUGACGGCUUCCUGAAGGAGCUGCAUUAUGAGGUGAGAGGUCAACCCAAGGAGGUUCUGUACUGGCUGGCUGAACUGAAAGACCCGGGGACCAAAGUCAUUUUAUCUAAUGAGCAUCAGAGCUACCGCUGGGCCCGGCUGGAAGACGCAUGCACUCUUGCCCAGUACAAAGAGAUGCAGGACACUCUGAGAGAAGCACACAGACACUUAAAAACUCAGCAGGACAAGAAGUGACACAUGGGAUUCUUUUAACAGUACUUUUAGUGCGACCUAUCAAGCUAGUACCCACUUUGAACUACCUAUCACACUGUCAAAUGUUGGUAAUUGGGAUUUUUACAACAUUUAUGUGUAAAAUGUAACCCUUUUCACCUCAGUAAAUUCAGUUAUUUCUUUUAAAAUCAAUCCAUUUAGACCGAUGCCAUCAACAAAAAGUACUACCAUCUCUGUUAUAUGGACCGUGAUCGAUCAUACAGUUCCAGAAGUAGAAUCAGACUUGUAUCUGUUUGUAUUUGUCAGUAAAAACAAACAAAGUAUCUGUUUGUAUUUGUCAGUAAAAACAAACAAAUAUGUAUUCUCAUUCUCUUGUUCAAGAACGCAAACAGUCAAUCCGGCCACAAGAGGGAGACAAAACACAUUUUCCCCACAGCUACAACGGCACCACAGGUUGCACUAAUGCAUCCCUAUUGUGUUAAACAGCACAUAAUAAUAUAAAAAAAUCAAUAUGACAAUCAUUGCUAAAUUAAUACUGUUUAAUGUUCAAUCAGGGUAUUGAAUUGAAGGCAGCUGUCCUAUCUAGUCCUUGAACAUGAAUAACUGCUUGUGUAAGAGUCCUGUGAGUUGUGAUCAAUUCAUUGCCCAGAGGAUACUAUUUAGAAGUUUAUAAUAGCAAUUUGAAAUAACACUGACAUAUUAUUUAUGACUAAAUACCAUGCACUGCAUUUUCCCAACUGUACAAAGAAUGGGAAGACGGUAAAUGAGUAAUAUUAAAUAACUAAUUCUUGAAGAAAUAAUUAAUAUAACAAAUAAUAUACUAAUUAUAACAUGGAUUUUGAUUACGGUUUGCCCUGUACUGUAUCAUUCCAUGCCCAAGCAACGCAGCAAUGCAUGACUCAUUGUCCAUGUUCUCUUUAUUGACUGACUGCUAAAAACCCGCCAUGGAGCCAAAUAAAGUUGCCAUCAAUUUGAUCAAAGAAAGUGAGAAAUUUAAUCAAGAAUGAACUCACUGUGAAGUAUGAAGAUCGCAUACACAUGACCGAUCUCAGCAGGAUGUACAGGAAGUCCGCGUCAACAGUAGGUUACAUCCAAGUGUGGAUAUAGAUCUUUUGCAGCCAUGACUUUAACCCUUAGAUGCACGAGUGACUGGACCCUACACUCUUCCAUAAGUGGGUCAAAAAUGACCCAUAUUAUAAUCAAUGUGUUUUUAAGCCGUUUUUGCCAUUUUGGUUAGGAAUAAUGCUAUAGCAUACUUGACCAUGCCAAUGCUAUAGUAUUCCAGAUUGACAGUAUCUCUAACAGGUGUAAUACCUAUACUGCAUAUUAUAUUUUACAAAAACUGUGCUCGUGUUAGCUAUUUAUAAAAUAUGCCCAACAAUACAUAUAGUAAUGUUAGCCGGCUAGUGUCAGCUAGUUAUAAAGAAGGCUAAUUUGUUGAUAAUACUAACAGUCAUGAUGAAGGACACACACACAAUAUCAUAUGAAGAUAAUACUUGAUGUGUAAAAUAAUCUUCCCGAGGGGGUGACACUUCUGAUAUAGUCUGUGUGGUCUACAGUUAAUUUAUUCCUGACAGCCAAAGUUGAUAAGAAUCAAAGGUUCCUAUUUGAUUCCAUUGAAAAUGCAUGCAGGUCAUUUUUGACCCACUUAUGGAAGGUUGGGGUAGUAACACAAAAACAAAAAUUUCUUCAAAUGUAUAAAAGGUAAGUUAAAAAUUUGAAUGGCAUGAUAUCAAAAACAUGUAUUUCGAGGAAUACCUGGAAUAUGAAAUGAUAACAAUUUUUAAUUACAAAAGAUAUUUCAAGAAAACAACCUGACCGGGUCAUUUUAGUUUAUUGUCUCGUAUAAGAAACCGCAACUAUGCUGUAUAAUUUAUAUCAAUUUUUCGAGUGAGGCGGCCGAACCUGGGGGAAGGAUUUCAGGAUGUGGUCCGCCAUCUGCAUCAGAAGCACGCAGCUUUGCUAUUGGUAAUACAGCUUCCGAUUAACAAGGAAACAAUGCAUGUUUGAGUCCUUGUUGUAUGUCUGUAACUGUUAUGGGUCACCAAAUUGGCUAAGGUGUUAA